CAGCCCUGUCGGAGGGACCCCAGAUGUCAUUGAUGUGCCCCCUGUUCUGGACAGAGUUCAAAGGUCACUGCUACAGAUUCUUCCCCAUCAACAGGACCUGGGCGGAGGCUGACCUGCACUGCUCUCAGUUCACUGUGGGUAGGAAAUCUGCCAAGCUGGCCUCCAUUCACAGCUGGGAGGAGAACGUCUUUGUGUAUGACCUGGUGAACAGCUGUGCUCCUGACAUCCCAGCUGACAUCUGGACAGGGCUUCAUGACCACAGGCAGGAAGGACAGUUUGAAUGGACAGAUGGCUCUCCUUACGACUACAGUUACUGGGACAGGAGCCAGCCUGGUGAUGGCAUCCAUACAGACCCAGAAGAAGACUGUGUGCAGAUGUGGUACCGGCCCAGCAGCGCACUGAGGUCCUGGAAUGAUAACACCUGCUACAGGAAGUUCCCCUUUGUCUGCAAGAUCCCAUCUCUGAGCAUUCACUGAUGCACUCCUGUCCCCUGGCAUGAACUCAGCAUCAAGAUGUCCUGCAGCGGUGUCUAGACCAAAGCUGACACUAAGCAAAUGUAAACACGCAUAGAAGGGAAGUCCUCCAGGCAGAGAUUCUCAACAAGCUGAUCUUAAUUAUUCAGUGGCCAAGAGAUAGCAGAUCAACUCACACAGGUUCCAGCAUCCUAGAUUGAACUGAAUGUUGCCAUCCUGGUCAGGUCUCCAGUUCAUGCUUGAAGUGGUCACUUAGACACAGGUUGACUGGUUAGCCCUGAUGUGGUGUGCAUCACUGAGGCAGAGUGGAAUGGGAGUUAAGACCCUCUGUGGGGAUCUGGGUAAUGAAAAUCAACUGUUGGCUGGAGGGUGUGAGCUUUGGUUCUGUUCAGAAGAGUCAGGUUUAAUUGCAAAGUGUCCAUGGAAGCAGAAAAAUUGGAUUCAGUUCUAAACUGCACCCCUUAAUAUAUGACCUCAGACAGGUUACUUCUCUUGUGAGAACCUUGAUCUGUACAGUGAACGAAAAAGAAAUAUGUUAUAAAUACCUAAAGAGUGUCAGCUUCAAAGGGCCCGAUGUGUCAGAGGAGUUCAGUGUGUGGGAGUUGUUACUACCUAUUAAUGCCAGUGAUGGGGUUCAACUCCCCAAGUUUUCUUGCCAGUAGAGUGGGCUGCAUCCAACACACGUAAGAGGAUUCAAAGAGGCAAUUUCUUGUCCCAGAGACCAGCAAGCUUUUCCCAUAAAGGAUCAUACAGCAGAUAUUUUAGAUUCAUGCACCUUCUGCAGCUGUGAAAUUCUGCCAUUGUUUGAUAGAAAGUGCUAUGAGUUCCAGACUGUGUCUAAAAACCUAAGCUUCCUAGAAUGAUCAUGUUACUGAAACACCAGACACCAAAGCAACUUGGGGAGGGUUUAUUUCAACUUACACUUUAUAGUCCAUCAUUGAGGGAAUUCAAGGCAGGAG
This is a messenger RNA of Peromyscus leucopus (white-footed mouse), 1432 nucleotides long. It is a transcript of the gene Clec19a, whose product is annotated as C-type lectin domain containing 19A. Gene Ontology annotation, molecular function: signaling receptor activity. The transcript is spliced from 4 exons. The record is from RefSeq and is a predicted model, not a curated record. Lineage: Eukaryota; Metazoa; Chordata; Mammalia; Rodentia; Cricetidae. Bases 24 to 476 code for a protein of 150 amino acids.